AUGGAGAGGCGCCGGGCGCUUUGCUGCUGGUGGUGCCUGUCGCUGCUGCUGGCGGGGCAGCCGGCGGCCCGGGGGCACCCGCAGCCGUGCCACAUCCUGGCACGGAUCGGGCACACCGUGCGCCUGGGCGCCCUGCUUCCCCGCGCGGGCGAAGCCGAGAGCCGGGCGCGCAACGCCCUGGCCCGCGCCAGCCGCACGGCCACCUCCGCGCUGCCCUACAACCUCAGCCUGGAGGUGGUCUCCGGGGCGCCCCGGCAGAGGGACCCGGCCUCGCUGGCCCGCUGGCUGUGCCAGGCGCUGGUGGUGCGCGGAGUGGCCGCCGUGCUCGCCUUCCCCGCGUCCCGCAGGGAGCUGCUCCAGUUGGACUUCGCCGCCGCCUUCCUGGAGAUCCCCUUCAUCAGCAUCCGGGAAGAGGAGGAAGAGGAGGAGGAGGAGGAAGGCAGAGGGGGACAAAGUGCGAAGACCCCCAUGCCCUUCAGGAGCCGGGUAAGGAGAAGAACACCCCCGCUUUUUCAUUUAAAAAAAUCCUCCCCGGUGGAGAGCCUCCUAGGGCAAGAGCAGUCUACCAGCCCACGAGCAAGUAGGCUACAGAUUGACUUAGGCAGGGCUUUUUUCCAGCUGGAACUCACCAGAAACCUCUCAUGUGGGCGCCAUGAGCGUAGCAAGGAUUUAUGUUGUGGGGUCCGGUUUUAUGAUUCGGAGGCAGAGCCGAGCUCUGUGAAACAAUUGGUCAGUUAGUUAAGUAUUUGUACUUAUUUACUUGAUUUAGGGGGUGCAGCUGCCCCCUGCCACCCUUGGCUACGCCCCCAUUGCCAUUAUAAGAGAACAAGGGAGGUGUUCAUGGUGAGUUCUGGUGCCUCUUUCUCUAUAAAAAUAACACUGGAUUUAGGGAUCAUGGAAUUGAAGAGCUGGAAGGGUCAUCUAGUCCAACCCCCUGCAGUGCAGGAAUCCUGCCCACAGCCGUCUUGGGCUCAAAUAACCGACCUUCUGGUUGGGUUCCUUGAGUGAUGGACCUGGGAGGGACUUUGUGGGUCAUGUGGGGCAGUGCCCACCCAUCUGUGCAGAAAUCACAGCUUUGAUUAGUUAUGUGGUUGAACCUCCACAUUCAAGGGCAGUCUACCUUGGAGAGGCCUCAGGGACAGGUAGCUAAAUGAGGCUGUCAUUGCCCUUCAGGAGGAAGGAGGAAGGCAGCCCUCCCUGUCAGAGAGCCUGCUCACAGGAUGCUGCUCACAGAUGAUAGAAUUGUAGAGUUGGAAGGAACCUCAAGGCCUUGCAGUGCAAGGAUCACAGCUUUGCAUGGUUGGUGACUGUGAACAUCCACAGUCAGGAGCAGUCUAUCUGGGAGUCACCCAGCCAGCGCACAGGCUAAACGUGGCUAUUAAUUUAAAAUAUUUCUCCACCCAUCAUAUGCAAAGUCCACAGCUGGUUACAGCUACAUUACGAAUGGUAAUAACGUAAUAUGAUCUAUUAUUUUUUAUUGUCCUGAAAUACUUGUUAUUCUUAUUACUUGCAUAACUCAUUAAUACUGCUGUGAUUGUGGCCGUCGUACCAUUUUAUAAUGCAGUGUUGUGUUCUUUUCUCAUAAUUCAAGAGUUAUUAUUACUUACAUAACUUAUUAAUACAACUGUACUGUAUUAAUUGUAUGUAAGGCUACGCAUAGGAUCAUAGCACUGUAGAAUUCAAAGGGACCCCCAUGGGUCAUCUAGUCCAACCCUCUGCAAUACAGGAACCAUGUCCACUCAGAAUUAAGUCCCACUUGAAGCCAUGGGGCUUACUCCUGAGUAAGCAGGUAAAGGAUUGCAGCCCAAGCGGCUGUUAUGUCCGGGGUCAAGCUUACCUGAGGGUCCUGGACGCAGAGGGAGAAAUAGCAAGGAAUGUCUGCAGCUAUUAGCUAUGAUUAAUAAUCCUUUUAUUGCUUUGAUCCCUGAGCGUCCAUGUUUGGGAGAAGUCAACCUCUGAGCACCAGAGGCUGGCAAAAGGCAGAGAGCAGGCGGUCCCUGAGUUGAGUACACCUGGCGAACUUCCACUGCAGGGGCAGUCUACCUCGGCUGGAGAGAAAGGACUGGGGAAGGCUGUGAGCCUCCUCCUCCUCCUCCAUCAUCAGUGUUGCCAGCUGCCUGUUCGGUCCUCCUUCCCCUUGAGAGGUCGGCUGCAUCUGAAGCUGGAAGCUUGAGGGAAAUCUGUCGAUCGCAAAUGCCCAUUUUGCACCCGUGCUAAGAGGGAGGUUGUGGAUGGAUAAUAAGUGUUCAAGGAUAAUCAGGGAAGGAUAUCCCUUUCCCUGGUUGGCUGGACUAGAUGGAGACCUCAACUGGUAUUUCUUCUUGAAGUGAACAGAAAUAUAUAUUCUAAUAAUGAUGAUGAUGAGGUACCCAAGGGUCAUCUAGUCCAGCAAUGCAGGAAUAAAAAAUAACAACAGCCCUGUAAGUUCAUUGCUUCUGCCCUUAAAAGGUUCUGUCAGCUCCUUAUUAGCCUUUGCAUUGCAGGGGGUUGGACUGGAUGACCUUUGUGGGUCCCUUCCAACUUUAUAAUGAAACUGAGCCUCUCCAUAUAGACAUAGUCUACCUUUGAGCACCAGCUGCCGGAGACUAGGAAGGCAGCAUCGCCUUUAUUCCAUGUCGGUGUCCUUUCUGAGGACACGGAUCAGUCUCCUGUUUGGAAGCAGGAUGUGGUCCUUUUGCCCCAAUCUCAGCAAGGCCACCCCCCAUCCCACCCUGUUCUUAUUUUAGAGCAAAAGCCUCUGCAUCCAGGGGGUAUUCUACCCCCUGGUGCUACGGACAAAGAAUUAG
Podarcis lilfordi (Lilford's wall lizard) is the source of this 2786-nucleotide messenger RNA. The record is from the annotation of a GenBank genome assembly. Lineage: Eukaryota; Metazoa; Chordata; Lepidosauria; Squamata; Lacertidae.